This is a messenger RNA of Dichomitus squalens LYAD-421 SS1, 1552 nucleotides long. RefSeq lists its product as uncharacterized. The record is from RefSeq and is a predicted model, not a curated record. NCBI's taxonomy places the organism in Eukaryota, Fungi, Basidiomycota, Agaricomycetes, Polyporales, Polyporaceae. The transcript has a single exon. Bases 97 to 957 code for a protein of 286 amino acids.
CCGCAUACCCCUUCGCUCUCAUACCCCCUCAAAAGCUGCACUCAGCACCCUAAUACUCUUCUGUAUCACCAUCUUCCCCUUCAAGAUCACUCAGACAUGGGCCGCCCUCUCUUCUCUGCUCCUCGUCAGCCCGUUGUGCGCGUCGAGCCCGAGCCCCAACACCCGGCGGUCGAAAAGUGGACGUACUGGAACGCGUUCGACCCUGAUUCAGACGAGUUCUUUGAGAACGACGAUGCCGUCUACGAGGCCUUCAUUGACCCCGCGGACCGCAUCCAGCUCCCAGCCGAUCGCACCGAACCACUUGCCGAGCCGAUCGACGUCAGCUCCUCCAGCGAGGCCUCGUCCAGCGGACGCGGCACCCCCACGGAGGCCGUCUCAGACAUUGACAGCGAUGACCUGCGGGCCACGAUGAGGGUUAACUUCCAGAAUCUGGAGGAAACAAGGGCGAGGAUCAUGCGCGCCCUCGACCUGCCUCUCGCGCGCAACUCGGCCCUCGACGCGGAGAUCGACGCGGGACGCGGUCUUCCUGCUGAGGAACGCGUCGCGUACCUCCUCUCGCUCCUGGAAAGGACGAACUCCGGCCGCGAACCCGGGCAGGAGCAGCGCGGGGCCCAGCUCGAGACGCGUCCUACGCGCGAACGCGUGCCGACGUACCUUGACUGGCCCCCUCAGGACGAGCCGCGUUCUCCCUCCCCCGAGCCUGCGACUAUCGUGCGUGUCUCAGUGGCGUCUCCACCCGCACGCCCAGCGACUCCCCCUGCGCAGAUCGUGCAGGCGACGCCCUCGUUCGCCUCCCCGUCCCCUCCGCCUUCCGUGACCCCGCGGCUUUAUUCGUGGUCCACCUUAUCUGCGCCAGGGCCUUCUGUCCCCGCCAGUCCACUCACGAACCGCGGCGCGCGGAUGUCUGUGGCACACAUCGUGACGCCUUCCCUCAUUCCCGUGCACCGUGCUGCGUAGGCGUCGACGUCGACGUCUGCCGUGGUUGCCGCUUAGAUGCCGUAGGGGCUGGCCACUGCGACACCUUCUCUAGCUUUACACACGAACAUCCAUGCCCCAUGUCUUGAUUGUGUCUCGUCAUUCUCGUUCCUCUUCUGGUCUUGGGUCACAUAGGUGCUGCUCACCUACUCGCACUCGUUAUCCCCCUAUGCUUCCACGCUUCGCUCAGCGUCACGAUCAUUGGAGUGUACUGUAUCGUUACCCAUUCCUCUGCCCUGCCAAUUUAACACUUGCUUGCUCAGGUCUCUCAUCGCUUUCCCAUCUCGCGCUACUACCACUCUCGUAGCACCUCUGCUGGUCCUCGGGUCUUGCCGCGCCGCAAAAGGGUGUAUACACAGUACUACCGUUCGAGUGCCCUGUUUUGCUGUCGUCGUUCGUUGCUCCCUCAAACCGCCACUCGUCUCUCGCUGAUCACCAACUACAAUUACGAGUACAUACAUACACACAUACGAUAGCCAGUCAUCCGAUGGUAUACUCGCGCCCAAUCCGCGCACGUCUCGCUUCUGCCUGUGUCACUCAGAUAGCCCCAGACGCAAUCGCACACGUUCGUUAUCCC